AUGCAGCUGCUAGGCCAAACGUCAUCGCUAAGCGUUUUGUUAGUGCUGCUGCUGCUGCUAUGCCACGAAAACAAAUUUCACCGGUGGAAGGUGAAUGCAGCAAUCAGCGCCUUCCAGCCGACCAUCUUCGACAAUGCCCAGUGGCGCGUCAUCUUUCACCUCUACCGUAAUGUCACGAUGAUGAUGGCCGGACGUACCGGUUACAAGACGAGCGGCAAGUUUUUGCAAAAGAAAAUUCCGGACACUGUACCGUUCCCUUGUGAUGUUGCGGCUGGCCGCAGUCCGGAACCACCGACAAGCGUACACAAGCUGCGUCCCGGUGACCUAAACGUAGUAGCAGCUAUCGGUGAUUCCGUCAUCACUGCCAGCGGUGCAUCGGCAACUAGUUUUUUGCAGUUGUACACUGAAAACCGCGGCCUAUCAUGGUGUAUCGGUGGCCAAUGGGCUUGGCGCAAUGCUACCACCCUGCCGAACAUACUGAAAAUGUUCAACCCAAAGCUCGUUGGAUAUUCGUACCGAGAUUCGUACAGCUUCCACUGGGACUCACAGUUCAACAAUGCGGAAAUUGGUGCUGUUUCGAAGGAGCUACCACACAUGGCCGCCCAAAUGGUUACGCGCAUCCGAGCGGAUGAGCGUGUAAAUUUUAAAAAGGACUGGAAGCUACUCACGGUCACGAUCGGUGGUAAUGACAUCUGUGCGUACGUUUGCACACUAAAAGAUCCCGAAUCUUUACCAACGCAGCAUCGAAGAUCACUGUUAAAGAUGCUCCGAUAUCUGCGCGAUAACUUACCACGAACGCUAGUAAACAUCGUAUCCGUUCCAGACGUGUCUACAGUAGUAUCGGUCAAGAAGAAACCGGCAAUUUGUUGGAUCUUGCACCAUGCCGAAUGUCCCUGCUGGGUUGGUCCACUACACAACUCUACCAAAGAAUCUAGAGCUAGAUGGGCACGAAUACAAACGCAGUACCGAAAGGUAGAGGAAGAAGUCGCCAUGUUGGAUGAGUUUCGUGGACUCGAUGAGUUUGCCGUCGUACACCAGCCGUGGACGAAGAACCUGUCGCUCAUGAAAGGAAAUGAGGUUGACUACUCACUUCUCUCGUACGACUGCUUUCAUAUGAGUCAGAAAGGCCAUGCACAAGCUGCCGUUGCCUACUGGAAUAAUCUGCUGGAACCGCCGGGCAAGAAGAGUACAGGCUGGAAGCCAGGCAUUGACGUAUUUCGUUGCCCAACGAAGGAAUCCCCCUACAUAUACACCUACGACAAUAGCUAG
This is a messenger RNA of Anopheles marshallii, 1269 nucleotides long. Its product is annotated as phospholipase B1, membrane-associated-like. The coding region runs from base 1 to 1269 and encodes 422 amino acids. NCBI's taxonomy places the organism in Eukaryota, Metazoa, Arthropoda, Insecta, Diptera, Culicidae. Gene Ontology annotation, molecular function: glycerophospholipase activity. Gene Ontology annotation, biological process: phospholipid metabolic process. The transcript has 6 exons. The record is from RefSeq and is a predicted model, not a curated record.